CAGGCUGUCGCGUUAAACGUAGCGUGUAGCGUCUGCAGCGGCAUAUAUACCCUGAGCUUGGUCUGUGUACGGAAACCAGUUAUCCAUGAUUUCUGCAUUCUUCAUCUUUAACCAAAAAGGAGAGGUCCUUAUUUCUAGGCUUUAUCGAACUGAUUUCAAGCGGUCCAUUGCAGAUGUCUUCCGUAUCCAGGUCGUAUCAAAUAGUGACGUGCGAUCACCCAUCAUCACACUGGGUUCAACAAGUUUCUUCCACGUCAGAGUGAACAAUCUCUAUGUUGUAGCAGUGACGAAGACCAAUGCUAAUGCUGCACUUGUGUUCGAGUUCUGCUACCGGUUUAUUUCAAUCGCAAAAGCUUACUUCGGAAAAAUCGAUGAAGAAUCGGUCAAAAACAACUUCGUGGUUAUCUACGAGCUCAUAGACGAGAUCAAUGAUUUCGGCUAUCCUCAGAAUAGCGAGAUCGAUACACUGAAAUCAUACAUUACAACCGAGAGUGUCGUCUCAACAGCGAUAGCCGCAGAAGAAUCUUCGAAGAUUACAAGUCAAGCGACAGGUGCAACAAGUUGGCGGCGUGGAGACGUCAAGUACAAAAAGAACGAAGCUUUCGUCGAUGUGGUAGAAACAGUUAAUUUGAGUAUGAGCGCUAAAGGUACCAUUCUUCGUGCUGAGGUCGAUGGUCACAUACAAAUGCGUGCCUAUCUGUCUGGAAGUCCAGAGUGCAAAUUCGGUCUCAAUGAUAAGCUUGUUAUUGACAAGAAUGAGCGAGGGGCUGGAGGCGACGCCGUUGAGCUGGAUGAUUGUCGAUUCCACCAAUGUGUACGAUUGAACGAGUUCGACUCCAGCCGCACAAUCAGCUUUGUCCCCCCGGAUGGUGAAUUUGAGUUGAUGAGGUAUCGUUCAACCUCAAACGUGAAAUUACCUCUACGUAUAAUAUCAACUGUCAACGAGAUCGGCACUACGCAGGUUUCGUACGUGAUUACAAUCAAAGCCAACUUCAACAACAAACUUUCCGCAACAAGCGUUGUUCUACGGAUACCAACGCCACUCAACACAACCAAUGUUGAUUGCAAAGUGGCCAGUGGCAAGGCGAAAUAUGUUCCCGCGGAGAACGUUGUUGUGUGGAAAAUCCCGAGGAUACAAGGGGGACAGGAGUGCACUUUUAAUGCAACGGCUGAUCUUACAAGCACGACUGUUCGGCAAGUAUGGGCACGACCGCCCAUCGAUGUCGACUUCCAAGUGCUCAUGUUUACUGCGUCCGGCUUGAUCGUUCGUUUUCUUAAAGUCUUUGAAAAAAGCAACUACCACAGCAUCAAGUGGGUUCGAUAUCUCACGAAGGCUAGUGGGUCCUAUCAGAUCCGGUUCUGAGUCUGGUCAGAUGAGGCUAGAGUCGUUCUGGUAUCUAAUAGACUGCUGUAUGUACGCAUUGGACUUGUAGAUUACUCAAUCCGAUAAUAUUUCCUCAUGUUAUUCGUAA
Molecule: messenger RNA, 1472 nt
Organism: Serpula lacrymans var. lacrymans S7.9
Lineage: Eukaryota; Fungi; Basidiomycota; Agaricomycetes; Boletales; Serpulaceae
Exons: 11
Coding region: 86-1363 (425 amino acids)
Biological process (GO): intracellular protein transport; clathrin-dependent endocytosis
Cellular component (GO): cytoplasmic vesicle; AP-2 adaptor complex
Molecular function (GO): clathrin-cargo adaptor activity
Source: RefSeq, a predicted model, not a curated record